Bursaphelenchus okinawaensis is the source of this 5954-nucleotide messenger RNA. NCBI's taxonomy places the organism in Eukaryota, Metazoa, Nematoda, Chromadorea, Rhabditida, Aphelenchoididae. The record is from the annotation of a GenBank genome assembly.
AUGGAAUCAGAAAAUGGUAUUGAAGACGAUUCCACAUGUGAUACAUAUCAAAAUGGCGUUGAAGAGGAGGAGCAGGAGCCGCUUCAGGAGAUGGUGCUGGACUUGAUUGACGAAGAUGCGGUUGAAGGAAAUGGCUACAAAGUUGAUUCUGAGGAUCAAUUUCCUUUUGCAGAUGAGGGGGAAGAAGAUGAAUUUGAAGCUGAAGAAGAACGUGAGUUUGUUUACUUUAGAUUGAUAUUGUUUUAGGCAAGCUGCUGUCCCCGUUCGUCGCUCCAAAUCAAAGGCCGGAUGCACCUUUGUGUGGUAUCCUAGCAGACGAGUACCAACACAUAGAUCCGAGGUAUGUUUUGUAUCGGUUUUUUAUAUUAGUAUUCUAGACUUUACAUCUCCGAUUUUCGUUUCGACGGUCCCUUGAGGUUUUCGCGUGUUUUCGGCGUGAAUCCGCGAACUUUGGCUAAGAACUUGAUAUGGUGGCCGUCGAAAACGUUUAAGAAAAAGGACAGUGUUGCUUCUGAUGAGCCGGUAUUGUCUCCAAAGAAAGCGGACUGUGUAGUAGAUCAAACACAGUUGUUUUUGGACCCAGACUUAGAGAGCAAGUUGGCCAUAAAACAAAAGGCCAAUGAAGAAGAGGAUGAAGCUCCGUCUUGGAGGUUUGGACCUGCACAAAUGUGGUAUGAUCAAAUGGGAAUCCCGGAGAAACCUAAGAAGUUUGAUUACGGAUUCAAAUAUCAAAAGGUAAUAUUUUAGGUAACAUAAUUAUAGAAUGCUAAAUUUAUACUUUUAAUUUUUUAGUAAACAAUUUGAUUUAUAGGGGAAUAAGAAACCAAAAGCCAUGUUUGACCUGCCAGAAGACAGCUUGCUGCCCGUUAACUUCACUCGUUGGGAAGAUGAUAUUAUAAUGGAUAUCUCAGAGAAAGCACCAAGCGAUUUUAGGGUAGAACAAGUCCCAAAGUACGGAUGGGUGAAUACUGUAAAUACAAGGACGUUAAAGUUGUACAGAAGUUGCUGUAAGUAGAGUUUAUGUUUAUAUUAUUGUGUUUAGGGUCGGAUGAUUCGUCCACGAGGACGUUGGAUGAACUACAACAACGUGUGAAGAACGAUAUUGACGAUUGUUAUGGUCCGGAUGGUAGCCGGUCUAUCUUUCCACUAGUCAAUGAAGAAGUCGAGUCAAUUCCAUGGGAAAACGAUAUUAUAAUAGACCCGGAUAACAUGACUUCGGUUUUGGGUAAGAUUUCUCUAUUUUUAAAGAUAUUAUUAACCUAUUUUUUAAAGAUAUUAUUUACUAAUGAUUAGUUUGUUUUUUAAUUUCUGUUUUUAGAACCUAAAACAUUGACCUUGAUGUACGAAGAAGAUCCUAUUGUUUACGGCACACCUGAAGACGUACCAUCUGAUGACAGGAAAGAAGAUCGGCAUUACGACAAACGAGUGAGUUGUAAUAAACUGUUAUUUUGGGUUUAAUAUAAUAUAAUAGUUAACUUUAACUUCAUAAUGGUUUUAGGAUCAACAAUUUACGAAAAAAUCAAAAAUGAUAUUGGGCCAAGUCCAAAGGCGGCAGAAGCAAGAAGAAGAAGAACAACUCGAGAGUACGAUCGCUCAGAUUGCUGACAAAGAUCCGUUUAACAUGAGCAACGACGACUACUAUGCUCCCAAAACAACGCAGCGCAAUAUGAAUGGCACCAACAUUCAGCAUUCGAUCCCAGCUCAGAACAUUCACCGUGCCUUUUUCCCUACAAACUUGAACUCCUUUAAACUACGACAUCUUCACAGAAUGCCGUUGAUGAAGAAGGUGAUGAGGGACAUGCUCAGCCAGAACUUACCCAUCCACAACUUGGUGAAACAUAUCAAGAAAGCUGACGAACAAAGGAGGAGACAGAAGAUCGCUGAAUGUGGCGGAGACAUCUUCUACAUGAGGACGUUGGCUGAUCUGUCUGGACGUGAUGGACGUCUGAUCAUGGUGGAAUACUCUGAAGAACAUCCACCGCUACUCAGUCAGCCAGGCAUGGCAUCGAGAAUCAGGAAUUACUACAAAAGGGUGGGUUCUCUUUUAUUAUCUCAAUACCUAAUUUGACUUCAAUUUAAAAAUUUUAUUUAUUUUUUUUCAGAAAGCUCAGAAGGACGUCGAGCCUGAAAUGGAGUUUGGAGAAUCAGCCUUCGCCAUGAAUGCUCAAUUUCUGGGUAAUUUAGCACCUGGACAGUGUCUACAGGCAAUCGAAAAUAACAUGUACAGAGCCCCCAUAUACCAACACAAACCAUUACAUACGGACUUUUUGUUGGUCAGGAACAAAAAUGGGUAAGUAUUAUCUUGCAAAAGUUUACCCAACGUAAUAUUGUUUAUGUAAUACCCAGUUUAAUAAAAUACUUCAGAAUUUACAUACGCGAGUGUCCCACCUUAUUCGUAGCUGGUCAGGAAUGUCCUUCCUUUGAAGUUCCUAGUCCAAAUUCAAAGAAAGCAUCCGUCUUUGUCAGGGAUUUCUUAUUGGUAAGUAACGACAGAACACAACUAAAUAUUAUUUUAGGCAUUCAUAUACCGGUUGUUUUGGGCAAGUGACCAACAGCCUCGUCGGUUGAAGAUGGAUGACAUCAAGAACGCCUUCCCCCAUUACGCCGAGAGUUCAGUCAGGAAAAGACUAAAACAAUGUUCAGACUUCAAAAGGCUGGGCGCAGGUACAGAACAGAACUACUGGGUAGUCCGAGAAGACUUCCGAUUGCCUAGCAAAGAAGAGGUGUUAAGUAUGGUGACUCCAGAAAUGUGCUGCGCUCAAUACAGUAUGAUGUCAGCCGAACAACGCCUGAAGGACGCUGGAUACGGAGAAAAGUACUUUUUCACACCAGAAAACGACGACGAUUCAGAUGAUCAAGUUACUAUUGAAGACGAAAUAAAAUGUGCUCCCUGGAACACAUCUCGAGCAUUCAUAUCGGCUACGAAGGGAAAGUGUCUGUUAGAUCAGUCGGGGGUGGCUGACCCAACUGGUUGUGGACAAGGCUUUUCCUACGUGCGGGUUUCGGCAAAGCCUCAGAAGGAAGACGUUCCUCAGAUCCCGAAACGACUGGUAACAGGCACGAAUGCAGAUUUGAGGAAGCUGCCGCUGAAAGAAGCCAAGGAGAUCUGUAGGUCGUAUGGAGUUAAGGAAGAGGAGAUCAAUUCCUUGACUCGGUGGGAAGUAAUUGAUGUCAUCAGGACAUUGUCAACACAAGCAGCAAAAGCUCGAUCCGACUUCAGUGGUGCAGGUAAGCUCAAGUAAAUGCAUUAAUCAUUAGGAAACGUUUUCAAGGUAUUUUAGGUAGAUUUAAAUUCCGGUUUUCACAUAUAACUUUUAGGUAUGGCCAGAUUUGCUCGUGGAAACAUCAGAUUCAACUUUGCUGACAUGCAAGACAAAUACAAGAAGUACUGUCAGAACGUGUUUGACCUUCAGAAUCAGGCUUUAUCGUGUGAAGAUAUUGUUAGUACUGAUGAAGGCUCUGACAACGAGGAUUCUGAUAAUGAAGACAUGGCUAGUCGGUUGGAGAAGAUUUUGGAUGGAAAUGAAAAGAACGCUUUAUCUAAAACAAUAAGACAAAAGGUGGAAAUGGAGGACGAGGAGCGGGAACGAUUGGCACUACAGAAGAUGAUCAAAGGAAGUACUAACAAAGCACCAGAGAAGAGCAUUCAGAAGGAAGCUGAAUUGGCACAGAAUCAGGCUACAGUACCGCGAAAACUGAAGAUCUACAGAACUGUAAAGUCAUCAGAAGGCGUGGAAUCGGUAAGUCUAAGACAUCCUGCUUUAUAAAAAACGUUACAUUCUAAUUGUAACAUUACCGGUUUUAGACAAGGGUAGAAGUGAUCAACAAUCCUCAUGUCAUCGAUGCGUACCUUGGUGUACGACACAACCGUGACUUAGCUUGGAUCAAGGUAUAUGCCGAAAUGGACGAACAAUACAAAGAAGUGAGUAAUUUUUAACCAAGUUGUGAUACUUAUAUGUUUGGGAUAAGUCAACAUUACAAGCAAUUUUUUAAUGCAAAAAUUUAGGAACGCCGUAAAGAGAAACGACGACUACAAGAUCAAUUGAGACGAAUCAGAAGGAAUGAGAUGCGACAGAAGAUGCACACACAGAUCGGUCGGCCACCAAAGAAGAAGCCAGAGAAGGAGAAGAAGGUGGUACCUAUCAAGCCCAGUCUUCAGAAGAUGAGGUGUAGUGCUUGUGGAGGAAAUGGUCACAUGAAAACCAACAAGAACUGUCCUCUGUAUGGCAAAGAUACCAAGGCUGAGAAAACUGUCGGAGAUCUUUUGGUAGGUAAUAGAACGUUUUUAGUAUAAGUGCUAUGUACAUUAUGAAUUAAUCAAACACUUUUAAUGUUAACUUCAGAACACAACUAAUCCCAACGUCGAUCUGGAUGGCCUAAGCUUGGCUAGCGGAGAGCUAUUUGAACUGGAAGGAACUCGACUCAAAGUGUCCACAAAGUUCUUCAAACACGCCGAACAACAAGACAAGAUGCCCCUAAAGUAAGUAAUAUAAAAAAAUUAAUAUGUCUUUCAGGUUGCGUAUCCCCAAGCAUCUAACACAGGGCCAGAUGACCAAUUCGCCAGAAGAAACGAAGCAGCAAGAGUUGGUGGAGGAUGAUCAGUUACCUGGACCAUCGAACCGCUUCGACCUCCCUUCUCCAGCUUCGACCGUUGUCAGUCAGUCCAACAGAAAGAAUCGACGCAAAAUAAACCUUGAUGACACGGAAUACCUCAUGGGACCUAUGAAGUCAGUCCACCGAAGAAGAGCCGAUCCACGGGUAUCGUUGUCUACAUUGUUGUUGGAAAUCUUCAAUGAAAUAAAGUCCAUCGAAGGGGUAGAUCCAUUAAUGCAGCCAGUAAAUCCCAAACUUGUAAGUUAUCUUGACAUUGAUACUUCUUAAUACAGUACCAUUAUAUCUUCUUGCUUGAUUAUUAAAAAGGAAAUGUUAGUUUAGGUGAAAGACUACUACGACAUCAUUGCGAACCCAAUCGAUCUCCAGAAAAUCCGAAAGAAUAUCAAUGAUAACAAGUACGAACUCAGGCGGCAGUUCAUGACAGACCUCGUGCUGAUGUUGGACAAUGCCAAGAAGUACAAUGGACCCGCUCAUCCGAUUACUGUAGCUGCCAACAAGGUGUUCGAGUUGGCCUGCAGACGGAUUGCUGACCAUGAACAACGUCUGAUUGAACUGGAAAAGGCCAUCAACCCUCUGCUGGAUGACAAUGACAUGGUCGGCUUCUCUUACAUUCUGGGAGAUAUUGUACAAAGUUGUAAGAAUCUUCCGAAGAGCGCCGCUUUCCAUGUCAAGGUGGACACUAAGAAGGUAAACUUUAGAGUUUUGGUAAUAAACUGAUUUAUUCUUUAGCUUCCUCACUAUUUGGACAAGAUCAACCGUCCUAUGGAUUUGGGGACAAUCGAACAACAAGUCAAAGACAAGUUCUACAAAAACAUUGACACUUUCCUCGCCGAUAUUAAACAGGUAUGUGUAAUAUGAAUUGUGUUAGGUACUUUGUUUUUGUCUCCUUAUAAAUCCAUUUUAAGACAAUUGUAUUUAAUACAAUUAUUUUACAGAUUUACGAUAACAGUGCCACGUUCAACGGACCAGAAUCUCCUUACACGCUUAAAGCUAAAGACAUCUACGAUCACGCUAAGGUCCUGGUGAUGGAGAAGGAAGUCCAACUCAAAGAGCUCGAGGCCAGAAUUGCCAAGACAGAAGCCAACGAGCAACAGGCCAACUUCAUUUCUGAUGUCGAAGACGAUAUGACACGGGACUCGCUUCCCACUAUGGAAGAUACGACCAUGUUCCCAGACGAGGAAUCUAUGGAUGCCUGGAGUAACAUGGACUUGUCGACCAGUAAAAUGCAACAGGAAGGACAGCUGAAUGCUGAUCUCGAACUCAGCGACACGGAUUCAGAAGACGAAGGCGGGAGCCUCGCCAAACGGAUGCGAGUCGACGAUGACUUAGAUACUCUUUAA